AUGGUCGUCCAACCGGUUCAGCUGAAGAUGGCGAACCCAUUCUCGCGCAUGGCCGAGACCUACGAGACCAUAUUUCCCGCCAUGCGUCUUUUUGCUGCCGACGCCGUCUCGCUCGCGCCGCCAAUCACCAAUAAGUCGGUGGUUCACGACAACGGCUGCGGGCCCGGCAUUGUCACGGCCGAGAUAUUGUCUCGGCACCAACGCCGGGCCAGCAUCGACCACCAGCCCCAGACGUGGCAGCAGCGGAGGCGACGUUUCCAGUCACAAGGCCAUCACCAGCCGAGCCACCCACCAGAAGCACCCCACAUCGAGGCGACCGACAUCUCUCCCGUCAUGGUCAGCGCUGCCGCCCGCAGAGGAGCCACGGUGCGCUCGCAGGUUAUGGACUCGCGAGAGCUGCUCGGCUUCGAUGACGCCAUAUUCACCCAUUCCUUCUCCAACUUUGUCGUCCUCGGCAUGUCGGAAGUCGACACAGCGCGCGUCAUCUCCGAGAUGCGGCGCACCUUGAAGCUUGGGGGCGUGGCUAUUUUGACUGCGUGGCGCGCCCUCGGCUACCUCGACGUUUUCGAGCAGGUGGCCCUCCCGAUAGCCGCGGGCAGCGAAGCCAAGAGCAACAUCAGUAGCAACCACGACAGGAGCCCACCUCCCACCCACGCCAGCAUCGACACCAGAGAGGCUGUGCUGACGGAGCGGCAGCUGCUGUUAGCUCUAGAGCGGGGCGGGUUCGCCAUGGGCAACAAGGCGCCGGGACCUGUCGAGCUGCGGAGCAUCACACGUGUGCUCCCCUGGGCACUCUGGACGAACGAGGCGUACGCGCCCAUCCGCCGGAGCAUGUGCGAUGGCUACACCCGCGGCUGGUCCAGGGCUGACACAGAUCGGCUCGACGUCGCUUUUGCCGAACGCGUUGCUCACCUGGCCGAGGAAGGGGCGUCGUACCGUGUAACGGCCUGGGUUGCCAUCAUGAAGAAAGUAUGA
Messenger RNA from Gaeumannomyces tritici R3-111a-1, 975 nucleotides. RefSeq lists its product as hypothetical. The transcript has a single exon. The record is from RefSeq and is a predicted model, not a curated record. Gene Ontology annotation, molecular function: S-adenosylmethionine-dependent methyltransferase activity. Lineage: Eukaryota; Fungi; Ascomycota; Sordariomycetes; Magnaporthales; Magnaporthaceae. Bases 1 to 975 code for a protein of 324 amino acids.